AUGGAUACUCUGGAGAAACUCAAAGAUAUAUUAGAAGAAUCCAAAGAUGAUACUAAAGAAAUGGUAUGUAGAAAAGUUGAAAACUUUCUUAUAGAAAAAUACAGACAAAAUAAUGUUAAAAAAUAUUAUUUUGAAUCUGACAAAAAAUUGACCUCUAAACGGGAUUGGUUAGUGCCUUUAGAAAAUUUGAUGGACCUCUCGAAACAGUACAAGUUUCCAAUUGCUAAAACCAUCUUGGACUAUUAUAGUGAUGAGUCAUUGGAAUUAGUUGGUGAAGAUGAAGUAAGUUCCCCUGCUUCUAAUUCUGAUGGUAACAAAGGAGUUAAAUCUGAUGACUCCAAGAUUGCUGAAUGUGAAAUAAAUGCUCCCAAAGAAUAUAAUGAAAACGAUUUUCCUCUUGAAAAAGACCCUUUUUAUGAUGUAAUUGACGAGGAUGAUUCUUUUGAUUCAGGCAAAGAAUUCGAUGAUUACUGGCCAGGAGAUGAGGACUGGAUUGAGCCUAAAUAUGUUCCUGAAGACUUUGUGGCCCAGCCUGUUUAUUAUGAAAGAAAUUCAUUCCGUCCAAAUUCAUUGCAGUUUCACCAUUCCUUUGGUUAUGAUAGUCACAGAAGGAGUAACUUAGUUGUGAUGGAUAACAACUCAAUUAUUUAUCUUUCUGGAAAUUAUAUUCACAUUUUUAAUGUUUUAACUGGAUCAUUGAAUUAUUUACGUAGCUCUGGUGGUACUGGCUUAGGUCACUGUACUAAACAUCCAUCUGAACCUAUAUUUGCUGUAGGAGAAAGAGGCAUUCAGCCGCUUAUACUCAUUUAUGAAUUUCCAACACUGAAAGUGUUAAGGGUUUUGAGAGGUGGUGCUGAUGAAGGUUAUAAUUAUCUUUGUUUUAGCCCUAACGGUAAAUGGUUACUUUCUCAAGCUUCAAAACCAGAUAGUACACUGACUGUUUGGAAUUGGAAUAUGGAAAGAAUUGUUUUGAAGCAACCCAAUUUAAAUAGGGAAGUUUGGAAAGCAGAAUACAAUCCUUUUGUAUUUGGAGGCAUUAUCGCAUCAGGUUUGCAGCAUAUAACAUUUUGGAAAUUGAUAGAAACAUUCACUGGCCUGAAACUAAUCCCAACAUACGGAAAGUGGGGUGAAAGGGAUUUUUCUGACAUACAUACCUUCUGUCCAUUCCCCAAUGGCAUGGUUAUUUCUUCUAACUCGAAAAACACUUUGUAUCUUUGGGAAGGAGAUGAAAUUACAAUGGAGAUCACAAGAAAGAAUAAUCGUCCUCUGCAUGAUGAUGAGAUAGUGUACUUGGAAUUCAAAGAAAAAUAUGAUGAAAUUUUCACUGUUGGACGUGAUGGGAAAUAUAAGGUAUGGGAUUACACAAGAAUAGAGCAUGCGAAAACCAAGUUUAAAGAUAUUCUGGAAAUGCAGCCAACUUUUCAUAGAACAUUACGCACUGGUCAAGAACAGGCUAAACCAUUGUCAUUUCAGAGAGUAGACCCUAAUGACCCCAAUUCAGAAAUGUACUAUAUGCAGGACACACAAGGAUGUAUUUGGUUAGUAGAAUUAGCUGUCAAAGAAAGUUUAGCAGCAUCGAAAAUCAUUUUCCAAGCUCACGAUGGUCCGAUUGCUGAUAUAGCACCUUCGCCUGCUGGUUAUUACGUUGCUACUUUGGGGAGAGAAGGCAGAUUACACGUAUAUAAUUCAAAAAAUAAUAAAUCAUUAAUGAAGGUUCAAUUAUCAGUUUCUGGUUCUGCCUUGUUGUGGCUGCCGUCAAGUCUAGAUCCGACUAAUAGUAUUAUUAUAAUUGGAUGUGGGGAUGGAACUAUACGGAUUGCUGUACUUUCUAUAUGGGUCUGUGAAAUGAACCCAGGAGAGGAUGGUGAUAAUUUUAUUAAUAUAAUUCAGGCAUUUAAGCCCCAUAAUGGACCUAUUACAGUUUUAUCUUAUGACCCACAUAGAGAGAAUGAGAAAAUUGUUUUAAGUGGUGGUCUUGACUGUAGGGUAUUUAUUUAUCGGCUUGUAAAGUAUAAACAAGAUUAUUUGAGACUAUGCCCAAUUGGUUUUGUUUUACUGUCUCAUGAAGUAUAUUCUUUAACCUGGAACAGGAACAAGGAUUGCUUUCUUAUUAUAUCUUCCCAUGGAACAAUUACUGAAGUUGAAAUAACUCAAGACAUACCCAAUCCUCCUGUCAAUUCUUUUGAAAUCAAAUUGCCCACAAAAGUUUGUCAUUUUAAAAGUGUUAAAGCAGAAGUUAUGAGAAGCUUGGCUAUUGAACGGAAUAUGAAAAGAAUGGAAAGACGUAAAAUUCAUGAGAAGAAAAAACGGGAGUAUGAAAAAAAUUUACUAAAUGAAAGAAAAAAGAAAUUCGAAGAAUUGGACGUAUUUGCUGGUAAUUUGACAAAGGAAAGAUUGGUUAAAAAAGCAAAAUUAAGGGAAGAACGUAAAAUUAUGUUUGAGGAAAUGAAGGAUGCAGCAAGAGAUCAGUCAUUAUUGUUGAAGCAAAUGUAUCAGUAUGGCUCAUCAUGUAAUGAUAGUGAUGAUGGUACAGAAGUGAGGACAUUUAAAGAACAUGUGCUUUCAGAUUUGUCAACUGAUUCUGAUGAUUAUUCAGUAAAAGCUCCAAACACCAUUCUUAAAGAAUUUCAAGAAGUAGUUGAGAAGAAAAAAGAGAAAAGGGGUAAGGCUGAUGAAGUUUUUGGAGAAACUAUUAUAAACAAAGUCGGUAAUAAUGCUGUAAAAGAAAUAGAAAAAAAAUUCAAAGAACUUAAAAAAACAAAUUUAAAUGAAAAUACAAAACCAAAACACAACAAAUUUGAUGGAACUGAGUCUGAACUAAUGAUGAAUAAAGAAAAAACGGAUUGCAUGGGUUGCAAAGGAAAUGAGACUUGCAUUGAAGAAGAAAAUAAAAGUAAUUCUGAAGAUUAUUCAUAUUGUUCAUUAGGCACUCCAGAAGACAAAGUCAUUGUUGAUAAAUUAUUAAAAAUAAUAGAUGAAGAAAUCAGUUUUGAUGAUCUAGAUGUUAUAUCUGAAGAUGAAGAAGUACCGCCAAGAUAUAGCCCAGAGGGUCCUCCUACUCUGUAUUUUGCUGACUAUCUAAAUGAUAACUGCAUUUGGGUCUCUCCUGGAGGUUAUGAUGCUGGUUUAAUUUACGAAUAUGAGUUAGGUGCUGAUGAACCAUAUAAAUGUACUCCUAUAGCCGAAUUUGAAAAUACAGAAAUGUCUUGCUUUUUAUUUGUCAACGGAGGAUACUUAAUUAUCGGUCAAGGAGAUGGUGCUAUUAAAGUUGUAGAUAUAAAUCCUGAUGACUGUACUGAUUUUUCUAAUUACUGGCUCUAUGGAAUGCAUGACAACAUAAGAGGAAGGAUAAAAAAGAUUUCUAUAACUUAUGAUUGUCGGUAUCUUUAUUCUAUUGGAGAAGAUUCUAACAUAUUUUUUUAUAGUACCAAUUUGAUACGUACCAAGUUUAAAGAAAAACGGAAUUUUCCACAAGCGAUAUUGUUGCCUAAAGAGUUGAAAAUUGAUGACAUCAUCACCGCAGAUGCACACAGUCUAGAAGACUCAGUAAAACAAGCUGAAAAAGAUUGGAUGAAAAAUCAAGUAGAUGUCAAAGAGAUUAUGUUAGCUAAGCUCCAAAAUCUAGCAAAUAAAUAUGAAAUUUUAUUUUCACUAAAUGACGGACUUCCUGAGUCUCUGAGAUUUCCAUUGGACUAUUUUAUCAUAAAUGAAGACUAUAAUACCAGAUCCUUAAAUGUUUUAUUAGAUAAAAAAAAAGAACUAACUGAAGGAUUAGAAUUAGAAGUUAAGAAAGCAAAACAAAUCAGGAAUCAAAUUUUUGACUAUUUUCUUCAUCCAAUCAAGACAUUUAAAAUUUAUAUCUAUGCUCAUUCAUUUUAUUGUAAAGUUACAACAUUCUUUCAAGCAAAACUCACUGUUGCAUUUUUGAUGGCUGAAAGAGAAGUUGAGAAUAUUAUGUUUGAUAUUUUAAAAAAAGGCAGAGUGAACCCAACGAACCAGUUGGCUAUAAAAAAUGAACCUGUUGCUAAGAAAAGAUAUAAAAAAAAGGAUCUCGAAUUUGGUCCAUUUGUACCUGGAGAAGAUAAGAUGUUAAUUGAUAUGCCACGGUUGCAAAAGUCUAUUUACACAAGAAUCAUGCAGCGAAGAAAGAAGAGUAAAAUUUUAGAAAAUUUACUCAGAAUAUUCAAGCAUAAAAGUGAGGAUAACAGAAAAGAAUUUUUUGAUAACAUGAUGUUGAAACCAAAACCUUCACAAGAUGGGACUUAUAGAUUAAAGUGUGAUCCAUUAUAUAAACCAAUGCAUAACAUUUCAAAAGAAAUAAAAUUAUAUCAACUAAUUUCUACAAAGCGUAAAAUUCAUGAUUUAAUUACAUACUUUAAUGAAUUGACAUUAAGAGCAAGAGAUAUGAAAUCAAAUGCAGCAGCUCUAUCUAGUAAUUGUUACAAUGAUCUAAAAAAGAUGACAUCUGAAUUUACAAACGUAAUGUGGCCAAUGUAUCCUCAAAACAUUAAAAUAAACGAGCCUUUGGAAUUUCCUGAAAACUUGUAUUUGGACGAAGCUCCAGUUUUUCCUCAUCAAAAGCGUAUUACGUAUAACUAUCGAAAAAAAUUGUACCAUCAAUUGUAUGAGAUAAACAAAGAUUUUCCAAUCGAUAUGCAUGUCAUUGAAAGUGAUACAACCACUGAAUAUACUCCAUGGGAAAUAGAAUUUAUAGUCGAGAGGAAACAAUUUCUUAUAUCUGAAUAUCUCAAAAAGAAAUCUCUGAUGGACGAACUUUUAAUCGAUUAUGAUAAUGAAGUUAGAAAAUUGGCUGUUAUGAAAGUGGAAUAUGAAGUAAAAAUAUGUUACUCAAAGAUUUGUUUCUUGAAAUACAUGGAAGAAUUACAAAUUAUAAGAUCAUUUCAGUUGUUGGAAGAUGAAAUUGAUAGAAAAUGUAGUAUUUUUAUUAAGCAAAAGCAUAUAAAUAUUUUACGGAUAAACAUCACAAAAAAGAAAAUUGAUGAGUGUACUUUUGAUAUGCUAAAAUCAUUUAAACAAUGUCAAGUAAUUGCUACCAAUUUUAUGAAGUCAAUUCAGCACCAACCGGCAUCCUUAAAACGUUUUGUAUUGAAAUAUUUUAACAAAACGUGGGCUCAAGAGUUAAAAAAACAACAACAAGAAGGAGGAAGCGAAGAAGAUUUAAUUGCUGAAGAAGAAAAAUCUAGCAGCUCAUCAGAUGAUGAUAGUGGCCCACCAGAACCAGAUGAAGGUGAAAUUGAUUCUGACGAUAUAGAUCGGCUUGUUGCUGAGCAACAGGAAGAAUUCAUUGAAGUUGGUGUUGCUGAUAUGGCUGAGGAAUGUGGAAAAGAAUUAUUUGAUUUGACUAUAGAAACAAGAGAAAAAAGGUUAGUUCAUGAAAAGAAAAUUGCUGAGAAAAAAGAAGAAGUGAACAAAUAUAAUGAUGAAAUAAAAAGUAUUAGAGAAAAAGUGAUAAUGCUGCAGACUAUAAUCUCAAUACUUAAAGUGAAGAAAAGUUUGACUUCGGAGGAAAAAUAUAAACAGCUGAGCAAAAUUAGAACUGUAGUGGUAUUAGAUGCUUCUCAGAUGCAGCACUUUGAUGAAUCUACAGAAACCUUCUCCCCAAUGACAGAAACAGUUUUGUUUCCUCUAUACACUUUAAAAAAUCUUGAAGCAAGGAAAAGGAAAUUGAAAAACAAUAUACUAACUUCAAACCAAGAUCAGAAAGAAACUAUCAAACAUAUGCACAGGCUGCGCUUAGAUAUUGAUUAUUUGAAUUCGAAGUUAAAGAAUGUCCAGGAUAAAAUUAAAGAGGAGAAGAUCAAUAAAUUUGGUUUUGAAAUAAAUAUACCUCGUAUGGAAGAGACAAUACUUAGGAGAAUCAUAAAGGAUUACAAAUAUGACUCAUCCCCUUUUCAUAUGAAAUUUUAUGCUGAUCUUACAAGAUUACAGAAUGAACUGCAACAAGUGCAGAGAUCUACAGCUGAACAUAUAAAACAAAACACUUUUGAGCAACUACAGUAUGGAGCUCUUUUGGAACAAAGACGUCAGUAUAAAGAAAUAAUGAAAAAAUUGGAAACGCGAACACCGAUUCACUACGUGACGUCAGAACAGAUCGAUUUAGAUAUUGAAAAAUUACAACAUCUUAUUAUGGCUCAAGAAAAUCUUAAAGAAAGUAUUACAGCAGGAAUAUCUGAUUUAAAAUUUCAAGAAAUGCCAUUGCUUCGUAAGAAAAUAAGCUUGGUUAAGAGCAAAAUGGCUAAAGAUUUAAUUAAAUCUGAUGUUUCUAAUAAGAUGAAAACAGUUGUAUUUGAUGAUUCUGAAGAUGAAUUAAUAGAGUUCAAAACAGCUGAACGAAUCAACUUAGCUAGACAAAAAAAAGUUGAGGAAAAAGUAGUUGAAAGCCAUGAAGUAAAGAAGGAUGAGAACUUAAGUGAUGAGGAAGAAUAUAGUGAUGAAGAAAGUAGUGAAGAAGAAGAAGAAGAAGAAGGCAGUGAAGAGAGUUAUUAUGGAGAUUAA
Messenger RNA from Nezara viridula (southern green stink bug), 6516 nucleotides. NCBI's taxonomy places the organism in Eukaryota, Metazoa, Arthropoda, Insecta, Hemiptera, Pentatomidae. The record is from the annotation of a GenBank genome assembly.